Messenger RNA from Clunio marinus, 972 nucleotides. NCBI's taxonomy places the organism in Eukaryota, Metazoa, Arthropoda, Insecta, Diptera, Chironomidae. The record is from the annotation of a GenBank genome assembly.
AUGAGCUCUGAAAACUACUUGAAGUGCUUCAAGUUUCCAUUUUUCGUCUUGAAAGUUUUCGACACAUUACUAACUGGAGACAUGAAGGAAAUUUGUGAAGCUUUAAAAGAACUUUUGAAAGUCAAUUCAUUUGGAAAGAUGAAUGAAAGAAAUUUGAUGAUACGUGAAAAUAAGCGCAUGAUGAGAAUUGAGAAAUUAUUUUUUGGUUUACCGAUUUUUACAUGUCUCGUUACUGUAAUUAAAGCAUUAAGUUUUGACAUGAAACGAAGGGAGCUUCCAUUCAAGACUUGGGUUUAUUGGGAUUACAAAAAUAAUUUACCCUCGUACUGGUUUACAGUAAUAAUUCAAUGUGUGGGAGCGCCGAUUCUAAGCUUGCUCAAUUUCAGCAUCGACAUGAUUCAAAUUGCAUUCAUGCAUUACUUGAAUGUGAUGUUGAAGGAAUUUUCGGUUGAAAUUGAGAGUCUUGAACCUGACAAAAUGUCAUUUAAUGACACGAAAGAGUAUGACAGACUAUGCAAAUGUGUUGAUUGUUUUGUGCAACUCAAGGAUCUUGGAUCGAAAAUAUCGACUCAUCUGUCUACGACCUUCUUCAUUCAAGCGAUAUUAAGUGCUCUGAUACUUUGUACAUCGACAUUUUUAUUAACUACACUUUCUUUUGUGAAUGAAGCGCCAACGUUUAUCAGAACUACGUUUUAUUGUCUCACAAUGUUGAUUCAAAUAUUCCUACCUUGCUACUAUGGAAACGAAGUGACUUUAACUUCUGAUAAAAUAUCAACAACUUUGUUCCACUCAAAAUGGGUCGAUGGAGACCAAAAGUACAAGAAAGCUGUAACAAUUUUCAUGGAAAACACAAAACGAUCAAUCAAAAUUUCAGCAUUUGGAUUCGUCUUUGUUGACAUUGAAACAUUAACCACAAUUUGUAAUACAACAUACUCACUUUACGCUUUAGUUAGUAAAAUUGCACAAAAGUGA